AUGGACCAGCCUACAGGAUCUUCGGAAGCACCAGAACGCGCGGUCUCCUCUGAGCCCAGCUCAACGAGACCCAACCCUUUCACAGAGGACGACGACGCCUCAAGGAAGCGACGCCGUACCUCCUUGUCUGGGGGCUCCCGAAGCCGAUCCGCCGAAAGCCCUAGAUCCGGCCCUGAUACCUCCAGCUCCCCAGCUGCAGACCUCCUCGCCGACGAUCAUAAUACUCAAGACUCCGCCAUGAGGAUAGAUACCGGCCCCUCUACCCCGCAAACCCCAGAGAUGCAGUCGACUGCCCGGCAGCCCCCGACAGAACCUCCUUCGAGCCGUGUCACGAUAAACCUGCGCAAUCCCGCCCAGCCCGACCUGUCCUCGUCGUCUCCCGUCUCCCCGACCCGUCAGUCCUUGCCAACCCAGUCGGCCGAACCCCCGGAUGGCGUCAAAAAAAGCGUUGAAGACUUGGAAGAGGAGGAGGUGGACAUGGUUCAGGCUCCCAUAGAAAUCACGGAUACCCCGCCGUCAACCUCAUCGAGUAUGAGCCCCGAAGUUGAGGUGAUUGCCAUCCCGGACGAAGAACAGGAUGCCCCAUUCGACGAUGAGGUUAGCAUCAUCAGAGAGGAUGCUGGCUCUCUCGACCCUCUCGACCCCACCACAGAUUUCCCAUACCACGAAGCCCUCGAAUCUUUGCAGGACACGGCGACGAGACUGGUUAACUACCUCUCUCCACCGAAUGCCCCCCCAGACGAAGCCGUUCUCGAUUCUCUGCGAAUAUGGAUGAUUUCUUACAUACAAUAUGUCACCAACGUUGGCGUGAACGCUGCGCUUUCAGCUUCGCGGGACAGUGGACCUAUUAUCGCGGAUUUCUUCAGCGCGUUCUCCAAACUCGCGUCUUUUUUUAUCGAAUUCGAUUAUCUGACUGCUGAGGCUUUCCACACCAACCCUGAUGCUGAUGGACGGCAGCCAGAGUACUUGAUUGGCCGCUUUGUGCAGCCACUUUUGACGUAUGUGAGAAGGGAAGAGGUGCGGGCUCACAACGCAAUGCAAGCAGAUGAGGAGAUGCAUUGGACGGCUGGAGGCAGCGUCACAGAGAUGCUGGAUCUGUUCCUGUCAGGGUCCGGGGACCUCAAACUAUUGAACACUCUCACUCAGAUGCAUCUAGCCAAUGCUCUGAGAUACCAGCACAUUAUGGACAUGCUAGUGCCGAUUACCAACAUCACAGCACUUAUAGUGCGAAAGGCAGCACAGGUUAUCCGUCACCCGCAGGUCACACCCCAGAAGUUCGAAAUGUCAAAAACCAGACUCGCCGACGGCCAUAUCCUGUGCAACAUGGUUUCAGGAGCUCUCACCACUGUCAUCGAUAAGAACGUCACCCAACUCUCGAAUGAAAACGCGCAGACACUCAUUUCGGCUUUGCACGAGAUCCUCAAACUAUCGUUGGGUGGAGACCACAACUUGGCAACUGAGCGUCUCAAACUGCACCGACAAAGCUAUCCCGAACUCCCUGCAAAGUUUACUGCCGAUGCAAUUGCGAUGGAAUGGAAGCUUGGCGUCCUCGGGAAGCUCAUCACGUCCAGCCAGAUGCAAUUGCGUGUCAUGGCAGCCUCCACAAUGUGCCAAGAUCUCGUUUCUCUGUACAAGAAGAACAACGACAGUGAGGAUGACAGCAAAGACUACAAGGAGGAAUGCUCUAAGUUCCUCAAAUACAUCGCAGAGUACCUUCUUCGUACCAAGUUGGUGGACUACAUAUUGGGACCAACAUGCCAUCCUGAGAUUACCGUGGAGAGCGGCAACAUUGUUGGCUUUUUGGUAGUUACGCACUUCUACCGGAAGGAGCAAACCGAUUUACUCUGGCAAACGAUUACAACGACGCAAGACCCGCGAGUGUCGGAAGCUCUGAUCCGCAUGGCGACACCCCUUACGACCCUUUUUACCAAGGAGGAACUUCUCUAUUUAUGCGAAAAGGUGCACAACAUGCCACUCGAGGCCUUCACGACAUCUGUGCGCGGUCUCUGCACUUCCAUGCUAAAAGAUCUUCACCUGAAAUUCAAUCUCGCAAAAGAAACGCCGAACAUCUUGCCGUUGAGCUUCUGCAUUCGACUUCUCCGCGAGGCGUCAGUCUACAGCCCAGAGUCACACAUCACGAACCCUGAAGUGCACCAAUUCGCCAUCGAUAAGUUCAAGGACUUGGUUAAAGACGGACUUGACCCCGAACUAAGAAAAGAGAUUUAUAAUGAUUGCAUCAGGGACAUUGCCGCAAAAUCAUCCACAACGCUAGGUACCCUGUGGUGUCUGGGUAUGGCGCUGCGACCAGCUGUCGCGCACGAGUUACGUGUUCUCACGGCGGAACACAACUUGACGGCCCUUCUCGUUGAUGAGCUCGAGCACGCCAUCGAGCAGGCAAAACGGGCCGGAAUUCCGAUUGUGCUUUGCGAACAUUUCAACAGUCCCCGCAGGGAACUGAUUAGCUGGAUUCUCACCCACGAGCCCACCACGGUCACUUCCGACCUUGGCCCACGCCUAUGGGAUAUGUUGGUCGGUCACGGCGCUGCAUGUCAAGAUGACAGGGGCGCGGGCUGGGCAAUCCUCAAUAAUCUCCCCAAAGAGGGCAAAAGCAAUCCAUUUCGAUUAGUGUGCUUCACUGAGUACCUACCCAACCUCCCACGGGACUGCCUAUGCGAAGGAACGCUACAAUUCGUCAAGGAAGCCAUCGUCUCGCGAGUAAAUGAUAUCAAUGACAUCAUCCUUGACGACGACGAAAGCCUCGCUCAGAGUGGAAUAGAGCAGCUCUGGCGAAUGGUACUCGACGCAGAGAACUUGGCGCUUGUGGACGCUGCAAUUCAGACACUUGUGGUCGAUGUCUACAUUGAAAGCGAGUCAAUUUUGGCAUACCCGCACCAUAGAGCACGCCAAGUUCACCUGGGUUUGGUGAAUCGCUGCCUGAAACAGAUGGAGGCCGCCGCGAAGCGACUCGAAUCUUUCAAUGAGGGAACCCGGAGCGGAGAUGACGAGCCAAUGGUGAUUGUGGCGACAGAAGAGCAAACCAGAGAACAAGAGCGUGUCUUCAUACGAUCGCUUGCAGUACUUCGACACUUUCUUAGGGCGCACCAGACGAAGGCUCAUUUUUCCGCGCCUGACUUGCGAGCGUUGACCCCUGGCUCCCCGAGUGUUACGGAGGGAGAGUCAGCCGAGCUUAAGUUUCAAUCUUUUGAUGGAAAUAAGCAGACCGACAUUAUGCCUCUUGAGGUCGGACGCCGGAACACGGCAGCUUCUUUGCUGGCAAGCAUCAGGCAGGCCACUGGGUUCGACAACUACCGGAUCUACUACCGUGGCCGUCCGUUUGCACCCAACGAAAACGAUGUUUGCCGGUCUUUGGAGGAGCUCAAGAUCCAUGAUGGCCUGAUUCUGGUCAAGAGAGAGGAGAACGGUACCACUGCCGCUGCUAGGAUCAAACCAGGGGCAUCUCUUCUUGAGAUCGAGAUACUGGGACAUUUUGGGCAACUGUGGAAUUAUUUGAGCAUGCAAGAAACUCUUGCCAGAGAGAUCCACAACUUCCUCGUCAAACUACCCGCAGAUGCACACAUGAUAGCCGCUUUUGAUUCUCCCGACACGUCAUACGAGCAGAUCUUCCCACUCGGACAACCGUUCAAAUCGCAAUAUGCGUUGUACGCGAUGCGAGAGUAUAUGGAUUCUGCUGUCCGUCGAUUGAAAGAAGCCGUUGCCACCUCUGCCCCGGAGCAAAAGAGUGCAAUCACUGAUGCGUACCUUGACGCUCUAGUAAGAGUGCGGAAGCUUGUUGUCGCAGCCAUUUCGGACCCGGAUGUCAUUGACAGCUCAGGGUCGGAGGUGCUGAAGAAUCGUCUUGCGUUCACCUUGAUGAAUACCUAUUUGCUGACAUUAAGAGAGCCUGCGCCAUCAGGAUCCUCACUCAAAUAUAAGUCAGUUGCCAUAGCACCUCCUGGCCGACUCGUCGAUGUUCUGAGCUCCGCAAUCAACGGACGGCACAACGAAACUUUUGUUUCCCUCACGGCGGCCACUUUUUCGGCCAUCAUCCGAAGUAUUGCUAUGGACUUUGCUUUCUGGACUGCUUUCGAGACUCUGCCGAAUCUUGAGGACCUGCUAGGGACCCUGCUUCUGGACGAACCAUGCGACACCAUUCGCGUUAACAUUGCUAAGAUCAUAGAGGAUAGGAUCAUCUCUCCCAGCGAGUCGACACCAAGCACGCGCUCCUUCUGCGAGCGUCUUUGGCCAAUGCUUAACAGACUCAUCGACAGAGCGGUCGAGAAGCCGAGACAAUGCUUGCAAGUCUUCAAGCUGUCUCAUAUUCUUCUCAUCAAGCUCUGCCGUGACAACCCUGGUGUCGUGAAUAGGGACGGCAGUCGCGGACGAUCUUGCAUCCUGUCGACUGCCACCAGAUUGGUCCUGGGAGACAUCGUCUUCUAUUUGGUGUCCAGAUCAGAGCAACGCCUACACGAGAUGCUGAUCGAUUUGGAGAGCUUGGUUCCUUUUGACGAGUUCGAGAACGAUCCUUAUAUCUACGAGCUGCAACCACAAUUCGACCGCAUGUCUGCCAUCAGAGCUCCUUGUGGAUACGCUGGACUUCGGAACCUGUCCAAUACAUGCUACCUCAACUCACUCUUCACUCAACUCUUCAUGAAUACCGGCUUUCGUAAAUUCAUGGUUGAUGCCGUCACAGAUGAGCUACAACCGCAGAAUCUAGUGGCCGAAACCCAGAAGCUGUUUGCGUUUAUGCAAGAGAGCGCACGAAAGUUCAUCGAUCCCAGCUUGCUUGUGGGAUGCAUUAAGACGUACGAUGACACGCCUAUUGAUGUCCACAACCAGAUGGACGUCGACGAGUUCUACAAUCUUCUUUUUGAUCGAUGGGAAGGACAGCUCAACACUGUUGAAGAAAAGCAGGCGUUGAGAUCCUUCUAUGGUGGUCAGCUGGUGCAGCAGGUUGCGUCCAAAGAAUGCGAUCACAUCUCGGAGCGUCUGGAACCGUUUUCGGCUAUUCAGUGCGAUAUCAAGGGUAAAUUGAAUCUGCAAGACAGUCUCCAAGCAUACGUCGACGGUGAAAUCAUGCAAGGAGACAACAAGUACAAGUGCUCGAGCUGCGACCGGCAUGUCGAUGCCGUCAAAAGGGCGUGCCUGAAGGAUAUUCCCGAUAAUUUGAUCUUCCAUCUCAAAAGAUUUGAUUUCAAUCUGCGUACAUUGAUGCGCAGCAAGAUCAAUGAUUACUUCUCGUUCCCCACCAAAAUCGACAUGCGGCCGUACACGAUUGAUCACCUCGGAUCUCCCUCUGACUCGGGCGAAGAGGACAUGUUUGAGCUGGUUGGCGUUCUGGUCCACGCAGGUACUGCGGAAUCGGGUCACUACUACUCAUACAUCAGAGAACGGCCAACUGGCGCCUCGUCAGAAGCCUGGUUUGAGUUCAAUGAUGACGUUGUCUCGCCUUGGAAUCCAGCCGAUUUGGAAAAGUCAACCUUCGGUGGCCCAGAGGUGCCCUUUGACAACGGAGUUUCCUAUGACAAGACGUACAGUGCUUACAUGCUGUUCUAUCAACGAUCGUCUGUCCUGAAAGCAGAACAGGAAAAGGCACAGAGUCUGUCCCUUCCUAUGCCACUGAAGGUCACUCUCCCCAAGGACGUUGCCGAUCAUAUCGCGGGGGAGAACACCAUCUUGCUCCGAAGGCAUUGCCUUUAUGAUCCGAGUCACUCACAGUUGGUUCUCAAGACAUACGACCAUGCGCGAAUGCGGGAUGGGGGCUUGUGCUCUCCCAUGCACCUCGUUGAGCAGCGAGCCAUGCAUAUGCUGCUGGGUCAUCUCGACCAAGUUGCAUCGAGAACCAAGGAUCUUCCCUACUUCGAAGCAUUCCGACGACAGAUCGAACGCGCCUGCGUGAAUUGCGUCAAAUGUUCGUUGGAUUUCAUCGAGUAUUUCCAAGAAAGACCCGAGUCAUUCCGACAACUCCUUCAAAGAAACCCGGACCCCGGCGUCCGGUUCGCGGUUGGCAGCCUGUUCAUCACGAGCCUUCGGACGAUAAAGGCCUCGCAACCCGAGGCUUACUACGUUUCCGAGGAAGAUAUGGUUGAGGAGCCUGUCAUAGCCCAAGUUAUGCAGCUGUUUGACACCCUCUGGAUCAACUUCCAAACGAAUAUUCGUUCCUGGUCUGAGGUUUUCCAAACGAUCCUCGCAUUCGCCAAACUUGGUCCGGCAGAGACGGCAUUACUCUUGUCGGAAGACUGGUUCAUGAAAAUUCUGCGCAUCAUCAUUGCGGACGCAAACUUGGAGAUGCCACAGCAGUACAUGCGAAUGCUGACGAACGUUAUGCGUCGCAUGAGCAACACCCGCGCGAUUCAGUACGACAUGAUCAUUCAACUCGCCGAGCAUUUUAUCGGUUCUUUGGAAGGCAUUCUUGAUCCCAGCACUAUCGUGGACGGUCCCGAGGUACGGUGGGAGCUCUACAUGGAACACCAGAAGAAGGUUGGCUCACCGCAAAGGUUUCCUUGGACGUCGAGCGAAGUAACCCACCUUCUACAUGAGCUGGGCAAGGGUAGCGGAAGCAUCUUCGUCAAGAAGUUGAUUGAGCUAAACCAAGAACAUCUGUUCACGGCAGCCAUCAUCAGGCGGUUGAUGAAUUCUGGCCCCGAAAUGGAGUCGAAGGUCUUCUCUGCUAUCAGAACCAUGAUCAGCGGACAACUGGUGCAAUAUGCGGUGACCCCUUUCAUCCAAGCGGCCAUGGUAUUCUCUGAGCAAAGCAGAUCCGAUAACUACGUACUGUCGCUCUUCCGCCACGUUGCCGCCGAAUGCAGAAGCUUGCAAAACUCGGAAGGUGCCGCGUUCUUGGGCUUCUUCAAGAUGGCCUACAGCAGCCUUCAAAACAGCAGCGACGAAAACGACGAGUCCCGGCACAUGGUUUACAUUGAUUUCAUCCCCAUGUGGGCGCCCAGCCUGCUAGGCUUCUUCGAGCCUGAGGUGCGACGUGAGACAGAGUACUUCCUGUCGGCAUGGCUUUCGACUCACGUGCCGGAUGACAAGGAAGACAAGUUCUCGGCCCUUGUCAACAUGGCAGCUCGGAAACUUGCCAUGAACUGCCUGUAUCUCCUCAGAGAGAAUUUCUUGAAGAGACGGGCGCCGAUAGUAAAGCAGCACACUGAGAGCUUGCAAGGCAUCAUCGUCGCCUGCGAGCCGUACUUCCAGGUCGAUGUGGCGGCGGAUGCGGACCAGCGCAUCAUCACCCUGACUGAGUUCCAGGAGGCUUUCCGCUCAAUUAUCGAGCCUCUUCGACGCAUGGCAGUGGAGGAAAUGGACGACGAGGGCUCCGACUGGGAAAACUCGAUAGCGUCCUCGGAACAGUUGGAAAGCCUGGCAGACGUGACCAUGCAAACGGCCGGAGACUUGCCAGACGCGGAUCUUCAGUAA
Molecule: messenger RNA, 7416 nt
Organism: Colletotrichum chrysophilum
Lineage: Eukaryota; Fungi; Ascomycota; Sordariomycetes; Glomerellales; Glomerellaceae
Exons: 12
Coding region: 1-7416 (2471 amino acids)
Biological process (GO): protein deubiquitination
Cellular component (GO): nucleus; cytosol
Molecular function (GO): cysteine-type endopeptidase activity; cysteine-type deubiquitinase activity
Source: RefSeq, a predicted model, not a curated record